GAAUUUUCCCAGACGGACUCGUUUUCUUUCAGCGUUCCUAGUUGUUUUGAACGCACUGAAGUCGGAGAUUUUUUAAUUCCUAGUUGUUUUGAACGUGGCACAAGAGUGACGUUGCUGGUAGCAUACACGUAGCCUAGUAGGAUGUGUUUAUCGAAUAUGGCGGCUGUGUUUCAGCCUCACUGUCCUGUACAUUUGUAAGAACUUCCUAUUUAAUCCUUAAUUUCAUCUUUUAUUUUAUCGUAAAGAGCCAAGUCUGAGCUCAACCUCUUCAGUGACGUCACUAUCGAGUGGCCUGGUCCUUGGACCUGUCAGAACUGCAGCCAUGCAGCCCCCUCCUCGGACCGGCCCCCCUGGUGCAUCCGGCCCCCCUCCUGCCAGCCUUGGGCCCAAUGCCUUCCGGAGGACAAGGCCCCACAAGCAUACAGGAGCAGCGGCCAUUGCGGGACUACCUGCCCAGCCCAUGACAGACCCCUUCGCAUUUGGCAGGCAAGCCCCUCCUCCUAUGGCUACAGGUGGUCACCCGCCGCCACCCAAUAGCAGCCCUCUGCCUAUGCAAGCCCCGCCUCCCAGUAUGUACCACCAGGCUGGCAUGGGUCAGGGGCUGCACCAGCCACAACCACUGGAUAGUGCACAGGCUGGGGCUGUGCCCCUUGGCCCACCACCGCCCUCUACCCCAGGGGUAAGCAUCUUAACCCCUCACGGUACUGCGUCCCCUGUCCUUUUUCCUGGACAGCUACCUGGCCCGCCAGGCCAUGCACCACCAAGUGCAGAGCAGGGCUAUUUUAACUCUAGGGAGCCAGCACCCUCGAUGACCCCAGGACACCUUCCCAUGGCCUCAGCCCCUAUGUCUGGCCAAGCGCCUUAUGGCCAGGACCACGGAGGAGACCAUCACCCUCAGGCGAUGCUCUUUAAGCCUGUGCCUCCCGUUUUGUCUCAGUGGGUGCCCGAUCAUGGGAGCCGCCCCCCGUCGGUUCAGAACUAUUUCCAACCCACUAGUGAUCCUCUACCCCAGGUUUGUAAUGCCGCUCCCCAGUCCCAGAUAUCUCCACACACACCCUUGCCCCACAGCACCCCUCCAACACACCCCCAGCAGCAACACCAGCCUCAACCACCUCCUCAGCACCCAGACAGGCCUACUAGCUCCCAGUGGCCUGACCUGGCAGGUGCGAACACACCCCAGCAACACAACGCCCAUUUUCAGGCUCAGACCUACUUCAGCCAGAGCUCAGCCACCCUGGACUCCUGGUUCAACCAGCACCCCCAGGACCUGGUCUACCACCAGAUGGGUGCUGGCCCUGGCCUGGCUCGGCCCGACUCAGCCAGAUCUCACUAUCGGCACGACUCGGCCGGGUCUCACCAUGGAUCCCACUAUGGAACUUACCAUGCAUCAACCCCUGGCCCAGCGCCGGUCCCCUUCAUCCCAGACGGCACCAUCUCCAUGUUUUUCAAAGGAAACGACGUGGAGAACGAGGAGACCCUCGCCGGAGAGGGAGCCGGAGCAGUGAAUGGUCUCCAGGACUUCCAGCCCUCCCAUAAUCACCAGCAGAUGUCAUCCCCUCAACCCCAACCCAACCCGGUGGCAGGUGCAGAGGCCACACACAGUUACCGUGGGCCCCCCCCACAAGCUGGCCAAUCAUUAACCUACAUGAACGAUGGUAACUUUCCUGGAGCUGGCAAACCCAUCCAGCAGAAACCUGCUGAGGCCCAGUUUGACCAUGUGGAGAACCUGGAGUGUGUGCCCAACCAGGAGGUCCUACCCAGCGAGCACCAGAACAGCCCUGCUGCAGCAGCCGCCCACGGGGGAGAUUGCUACGAGGCAGGCCCCAAUCUGGAGACCCCCGACUCUGUCCCCCGGCCCAUACGUUCUGCCAGCGUGUCCUCGAGCUACAGCAACUUGAGCCACGGCAGCGGCACUGGUACAGUUCCACGCCGGCACCAAGGAGUGGUGGGCACCUUCAUCCAGCAGGAGAGCCCUCGUCCCUCAGAGGACGCAUUCUCCUCAGCCGCUGCCGGAGGCUACUUUGAGCAGAUUGACACCUCUCCGGCCGGGAAUAUGGCCGCUGCUUACCAGAGCAUCCCGGAGAGAAUGUGCCACAGCCAACCCCCUACGCCCAGUCCUCCCAAACCCACCGGCAUUUUCCAGGCUAGUGCCAACUCCUCCUUUGAGCCUGUGCGCUCACACAGUGUCGCAGUGCGCCCGGCGGAGGUGGACCGUGCCCGGAUGGUGGCGGAGAGGGGCUCUGACUCUCUGCCUGGGAACCUGGAGCAGCCUCCAGACAACCUUGAGAAUGUCUACGGAGCAGCUACAGGGCACACUCAAGCUGGGGAUGGAGCUGGAGCACCUCCUCUUGCAUACCCUCUGAGUCACUCCCACUCCAGGCCCUCGUCCCGGGCUCAUGUGGCCCACCGGCCCUGUGAGAGCCCUGCCACCACCCUGUGGGCCCAACAUGACCCCGCUAGCCUGGGAACCAACAUCCUGCUGGUCCCCGCUGCCCCUCCGGUCCUUGCCCCACUGCGAGAGCCCAGUGCCGAGGUCAUCCAGCCCCCCGAGGAUGGCUCCCUGGACCUUCAGCCCCCUCAAUGCGCCCCUCUGCCCUCCCAGCACCCCUCGGAGAACCUGGAGAACCCUCCUAAGGUGAGUGAGGGGGACACGUCUGACUCGCAGCCCAAUCUGGGCUAUGCCUCUCUCCUGGUGUCUGAAUCGCUCCACCAGCCCGUGUUGAUUGCCCCACCCACCUCCAAUUACAGUGUGAUUCCUCCCAGUAACCCUGCAUUCGCAGCCAAUCAGAUCAGCCCCAGGGAGGCCACAGUACCUGUGAGGCCGCCCUCGCAGGCUCAAGGGGCCAGUGCCGCACAGCCCGGUCCUCCCUUGCGCUCCAAUCAGAACCCAUUAUUUACCCCUACACCAAUGAGCUUCAGCGCCGCCUCUAGCCAGAGCCCCCUCAAUCUUGUUCGGGAUGACAGGGAAGGGGUUAAACCAGAGAUCACGCCCCCACCAUCCCUGUCCCAGCCUGCUCGGUCCCCUCUCUCAAAGGUCCAAUCAAUGUGCGGAAACAACCAUUCUUCUCUACCUGUUAAUUUGCAGGCUCCUCUUCCUGCUGCUCCUGGUGCCGCCAAUUAUAAUCAGCUUUCAAAUUACGAGCUGCUUGAUUUUUCUAUGCACCAAUCUCAGAUCCCAAACCAAGCCGCAGGGCUGCCACCUCUCUCCCUCCAGCAGGGCCUGCCCCUGGCGGGUAACGCUCCUGGGUUUUACCUGCAGGUCACCAAAGAUGCUCAGCAGGUGGGUAGAGGCAACGAGGACGCCUCCACAACACAGAUACCUGCCGAACCCAUGUCCCUCCCAGUGGCCCCAAACACCCAACAACCACCCUCUGAUCCACCCAUUGUGCCCCAGCCUGGUCACCAAGGCCAAGGAGAUGACCCUGCAGCCCCUCUCAGUGGAGCACCACCACCGCAAGGGCAGUACCCACCCCCAGUGCAGGGUCCUGCCACGGGGAAUGCACCCACCCCCUCUGCGGCUUACCCUGGACCUCGGGGACAUGUGCCUCUAGCCAACCCCCCUCCACCAGGAACCGGGGUUCCUCCAGCCCAGCCAGCCCAGCCAGCCCCUACAGACCCACAGCGACCUCCCUCGUCUCUGGGAAGCCAGCUGGGGUACGGCCCACCUCCUCCAGGGCAGGUGUAUGGGGGAUACUACGGAGGUUCCUACCCGGAGUACCCAGAUGGCAGAGGAUCAUAUCUUCCUGCUCAGUACCCACCCGCACCUGUGGACCCCAGAGCACAGCAGUAUUAUCAGCCUGGUCACCAAGGCCAAGGAGAUGACCCUGCAGCCCCUCUCAGUGGAGCACCACCACCGCAAGGGCAGUACCCACCCCCAGUGCAGGGUCCUGCCACGGGGAAUGCACCCACCCCCUCUGCGGCUUACCCUGGACCUCGGGGACAUGUGCCUCUAGCCAACCCCCCUCCACCAGGAACCGGGGUUCCUCCAGCCCAGCCAGCCCAGCCAGCCCCUACAGACCCACAGCGACCUCCCUCGUCUCUGGGAAGCCAGCUGGGGUACGGCCCACCUCCUCCAGGGCAGGUGUAUGGGGGAUACUACGGAGGUUCCUACCCGGAGUACCCAGAUGGCAGAGGAUCAUAUCUUCCUGCUCAGUACCCACCCGCACCUGUGGACCCCAGAGCACAGCAGUAUUAUCAGGAUGACCCAUACAUGAUAGCGGACCCUCGCUACGGCAGAUAUGAAGGAGCCAACCCGGCCUACCCCCCAUACAGAGAGCCCCCGCCAGAGAGACCCAGCUCCAGAACCAGCCAGUACUCAGACAGACCCUCCUCCAGGCAAGGUUUCCCCCCCGAAGACUAUCAGAGAGCUAACCGAAGUGCUUAUGAUGACUACUAUGCAGAGUAUUACAAAAACCAGUACGGGGACCGGAGCAGGUGGGAGGGCUACAAUGCUUCAGCAGGCACAUAUGACCCCCGCUACAGAGACUACUACGACCAGAACUACUGGUACAACUACAACCCUGAGGCCUACCGGGGCAGGGAGGCAGCCUACUACAACCAGCAGCCCACCCAGCAGUACCCUGCCGCUACCGCCAGGCCACCGGGCUAUGACGACAAGUGGCGCUACUAUCCUGGUUACGAUGCCAGUUUUGACGAUGACUACCGGCGCCAGAGGGACCAGUACAGGGACGAUUUUGACCGACGGAGCGUCCACAGCGAACAGUCGGCCCACAGUCUGCACAGCUCCCAAAGCCAUCGCAGCCGUCGCAGCAGCUUUAGCUCCCGCUCACAACAGAGUGAGGUGUACAGGUCUCAGCCUGACCUGACAGCGGUUUACGACCCCGCUGUUUCUACCCUGCCUGUGGAUUACUCCUAUGGGCAAUACCCAGAGCAGACGGAUCCCGGACAGAGCUUCAGCCAGUACCCCUACACCUCGGGGUACCAGGCAGACGACAGCACCUGGGUCGUCGCUGAGCAGCCUCCUCCACGUCCCAUUACUCCAGAGAAGUACUCGGUAUCCCACCGCUGUGCCCGCUUCGGGCCAGGCGGUCAGCUGAUCCAGGUCCUUCCCAACCUCCCCUCGGCCGGCCAGCCUGCUCUAGUGGAGAUCCACAACAUGGAGACGAUGCUACAGGACACACCAGACCAAUCCGAGCUGCGCUCCUUCCCCGGACCGCUUUUGAAGGAGGAGACUCACAAGGUCGACGUGAUAAAGUUCUCCCAGAACAAAGGCCUGGAGUGUGCCCGCAACAACGACCUCCUGGACAAGGACUCGGCUGCCCUCCUCUGGGACUUCAUCGUGCUGCUGUGUAGGCAGAACGGGACCGUGGUUGGGACUGACAUAGCUGAUCUGUUGCUGAAGGAGCAUCGCUCAGUGUGGUUGCCUGGCAAGUCACCUAACGAGGCCAACCUGAUUGACUUCAACAACGAGCCACUGGCGCGGGCCGAGGAGGAGCCUGGGACGGGACCACUGUCCCUCCUAUCAGACACCUUCAUGACUGUCCCCGAGAACGUAGGCAAGGAAACGGAGCGCUUCAGGGAACUGCUGCUAUUUGGUCGCAAAAAGGAUGCCCUGGAGGCAGCCAUGAAGGGAGCUCUGUGGGGCCACGCCCUGCUGCUGGCCAGUAAGAUGGACAGCCGGACACACGCUCGCGUCAUGACCAGGUUUGCGAACAGUCUGCCCAUCAACGAUCCUCUGCAGACAGUGUACCAACUGAUGUCUGGGAGGAUGCCCGCCUCAGCCACUUGCUGUGGAGAUGAGAAGUGGGGCGACUGGCGCCCCCAUCUGGCCAUGGUGCUGUCCAACCUGACCCACACUUUGGACCUGGACACGCGUACCAUCACCACCAUGGGAGACACUCUGGCUUCCAAGGGGCUAACCGAUGCGGCCCACUUCUGUUACCUGAUGGCCCAGGUUGGUUUGGGGGUGUUCACCAAAAAGAGCACCAAGAUGGUUCUAAUCGGCUCAAACCACAGUCUGUCGUUCUUCCAGUUUGCGUCUAACGAAGCGAUCCAGAGGACGGAGGCCUAUGAGUAUGCCCAGUCUCUGGGCUCCCAGCCCUGCUCCCUGCCCAACUUCCAGGUGUUCAAGCUGAUCUAUGCGUGUCGCCUGGCCGAGGCCGGCCUGUGUGCUCAGGCCUUCCAUUACUGUGAGGUUAUCUCCAGGAGCGUGCUCAUGCAGCCGUCCUACCACUCUCCUGUGUUCACCAGUCAGCUGAUACAGAUGUCUGAGAAGAUGCGAUUCUUCGAUCCACAACUGAAGGAGAAGGCAGAUCAGGAACUUUUCAACGAGCCAGAGUGGCUGAUUGAUCUGAGACAGCUGGAUGGGCAGAUGAGGACUGGAGUGAUUGCAUACAAUGCAGACAGGGAUACUCCUCAGCAGUAUGACUGCAGCACCCCCAAUUCUGAGUUAGACCAGACCAGCCCGCCUGAGCCAUAUGCCCAGCCUCUGGACAUGGUUGGCCACACCUCUGACAACCCUCUGAUGACAUCACUCAUGCCCGGACCGCCUCAGCAAGGGGUGCAGCUGAUGCCUCCAGCUCCCCCAACUAUCCUCCAGGACGGAAUGGUCUCCCAGCCACCACACCCCAACGAGGGGGUCCAGUUUUACCCAGUACCCCCCAGUCUCCCUGGACCACCUGGCCAGAUCCCUUUAUCAGGGUUCCCUCCCCAAGGCUCUGGCUUUGUACAACCUUACCAACCCCAGCAGCCCCAACCGGACAAAAAUGACAUGUUUCCUGGAGCCCAGCACCAGCAGAUGGCGCCACCACAGCAUCAGCAACAGAUGAUGCCCCCACCACAGCAUCAGCAACAGAUGAUGCCCCCACCACAGCAUCAGCAACAGAUGAUGCCCCCACAAAUGCAGCAGCCACAAAAGAUGCCCUCUGACGAUUAUCCGCUGACGGGUCCACCGGAACUACAGCCUCCUCCCAUGUCCACCUCGCCACAGAGGAACACCUUCACGCCUCAGAUGGACUUCUAUGACCAAAUGGCUCACAUGGGCCCAGGAAGAAGAUCCAGGACUACUUCACAGUCCUCAAUGCAAAUGCAGCCUCCAGGUCGCCGCUCCCGCACCAUGUCGGAAUCUUCCACACACUCCGGAGGACGAGAGAGGAGCAACUCGGCAGCCAAGCAGUCCUCUCCUCCUCCACCCUCCAUCCCUGAGCAGGCCAAGAAGGACUCACCUAAAAAGGGAGGAGGGGGUGGCGGUGGCGGUUGGCUCAACUGGCUCUAUAGGAAGGGGAAGAAUGAAGCCCACCUUCCGGAUGACAAGAACAAAUCUAUUGUCUGGGACGAGAAGAAACAGAAAUGGGUCAACUUGGAUGAGCCAGAGGAGGAGUACAAGCCCCCUCCUCCUCCUCCCUCGGGCUUCCCUAAGAUGCUGGGACCCAUACCGGGACAAGGGGGUCCUGGAGGUCCCCCUACUGGUGGGCCGCCUGUCAACAUGUUCUCCAGGAGAGCAGGUACAAAGAGCCGCUACGUGGAUGUCCUGAACCCAGGUGGACCCCGUGCCAAGCCCGGUGGAUCGGCACCUGCCCCGUCAGACUUCUUUGCCCCGUUGGCUCCCAUGCCCAUGCCAGCCAACCUGUUUGUGCCCGGAGCAGAGGAACAGCAGCCCAUGGAGGGUAACGUCCCAGAGACAGGAGGGAACCAGGAACAGAGCGACCCUAACCCCAGUGCUGUGCCACAGAUGUUCAACCCAACAUUGUUACCGCCCAGUCCAGUGGGGCCUCCUAUUGCCGCUGGGUCCCCGCCAGGAGAGGUGCCCCUGACUCCACAGCCUCCUCCCCAGGGAGCUCCACCCUCUGGAGGCGUGACGUUCUAUAACCCCGCCCAGUUUGCACAGGCGAGUACUCCAUCGGGACGGCUUCUGUCUGGGAGGUUGGGCGGUCAGAGGGCAUACCCAGUGCUGAAGUAGAUAUCCAGCCUAGUUCAUCCUAAAACAGACUUUAUGGGUUUAACCACCCCCUGGGAAGCGCAUAGACAUCUCAACUCCCCCUCUGAUGGACCCCCCCUUACACCCCAGACGAACACUACCACCAGUACCAUCAUCGUCAAACGACUAUACCACUCUUUCACUAAUUAAAAAACAUAUAUGAAUAUUUGUUAAUUAUUUGCAGGCAAGAUUGUCAUAAAGGGCUUUUUUCAUGUGUCCAAACUGAGUUAGUUGGUACAAUGGAUCUUAAUGCACAUACUUAGCUUGAUUAUACUGUAUGUGACAACCUACUGUGGAGACAGACAUGCUAGUGUGUUCAGCUCUUAGACAACAUUCCCUCUACACACAUGCUGAGACAUAGGACUGUUCUGGUCCUAUUUGUAUCUAUUACGUGUGUCUUUGGCCCCUUACGUAAGUGUGUUAGUGUGUAAAAGAGCGUAGCACUUCGGGAGCUCAGCUCACUUGUUUAUGCUAGUGUAUAUGGCUCCUCGGUGUUCCCGUACAGAUACUGAAGGUACUGUAGCGCUGAUGUGUGUGGAGUAUCAGUAGUGCAAUGCCUGCUGUGUUCACUCUCCCUCAUUCAGAUGUGCGCAGGUGUGAUGUGGGGUCCAGCAGAGGCAAUAGGAGUGACUGUCACGCCUCGCUACCCUAGGAGUUUAGAAGUUUGAGUGUUGGAAUGUUCUUUAGAUAUUUAUAAAAUGUUGCUGCCUACCAACACCUCAUUAUCAUGCACAAAGGUCUUAAGUCUCAACUAGGCUUCCUCUCUCCCAACUGAGUUUAGAAGCAGGCCUUUAGAGGAACAAGGAGUGAGCUGGGAUUCAGGGGCCUCAUUUAUAAACCGUGCGUGCAUACAAUAUACCCCAAAAUGUGCAUGCGGCAGUUUUCACGAUCAAGUUGGCAUUUAUAAAAAUGUAACGUGAUGUGAGAAUGUGCUCAGCUCCCCGUUUAGACCAUGCGUAAGCACAUCUACUAGUGGCUGAAAUAUUGUAUUGCAAGCUGGCAAGUAAGUAUUUUGUGCAAAUGGGGGAUAUGAUGAAAGGCUUAUUCAUAAAUAAACUAAAAACAGGACAACAUUAACACAAAUGCAGCCAUUUGCCAUUAGUGAGAAGAGCAAAAUUCUUUAAUCUAAAAUAAACAUUUGAAUCUUUCUAUUUUCAUAACCGUUGCAGAAUAAAUUUCUCACCUUUUCUAGCCGUAAUAGGUUCAUAUUCCCGAAGUAGCCAUACAUCAAAUUAGCAUGUGCAUCUUAUUUAAUUGGACCUAGGAGCCUAGUAAAUAGAUAGGCUAUGUAUUAAGUUGUGCAAUCCCAUAGGCAGUGCGGUUAAUAAUAUAGCCUACAGUCAAAUUUAAAAGGGGAACAGUUUCUUUUACAUUGAAGUAGGCCUAUGUAUGCUACUGUAAUUUUUUUUUAAAGUUGGUAGCCUUCCUUAGACCAUUUUUCAGAAUUCACGGCCAGUCCCAUCAUAUUUAGGUGAAAAGUCGAUGCAAAACAUUGAAUUUAAAAGUUCUGCUGACAGGUCCACAAUUUGCCAUUUGUUUUCUCUUUCAUAAACUGUAUUGGAACAUUCUGCCAACACAGUAGUUUAUGUAAAAUAUUUGAGUAAGGGUAAGCUAUUGUAUUGCUGUGAGAUAGAAGCACAACAUUGCCAAUUUAAUCCGAGCCUAUACUAAGGCACGACAUUGUUUCUAUCUAUUGAUAAACAAAAUAUUGAACAAUUUUCUAUUUUGCACUUUAGUGUGGGCUGUAGCAUUUAGCCUACUUUUAAAGUGUUUUCAAAAUAUGGGCUACAAUCAACCUUGCAGACAUCAGGCACUCGCUAUAGGCAGCAUGCAUGUUUAGUUUGAAUAACUGCAAAACAUUCUGCCCACAGAAAUGUGAACAAAAUUGCCCAUUUUAGAUACUGCCAUGGCCUAAUUCAAAAUUAUACAGCAACUAAAGGGUGUUAUUGGGGUGUUUUCCAAGCAGAGUUUUAAUGCGUGCAGUUUUACAACCAGUCCGAUUUAUAAACAGGAAACAAUCAUGCAUAUAUAGGGUGUGCACCAAAUGUAUGAAUCUAAAUAUUUUUGUACUCCCGCUGAAUUUUCUGAAAUGUGUCUCAUGCGGAAAUGUGUGAACAGUUAUAAAUGAGGCCCCAGGACUAUAUCGGUCAAGUCUCAGAUGACACCCUAUUUCCUAUAUAGUGCACAACUAAGUGGCUCAGGUCAAAAGUAGUGCACUUUAUAGGGAAUAGUCAUGGUGUCAUUUGACUACAAUUUUGAAAUGUCAUUAAUCUAUCCAAAUAUUUAUCUGAUCGAUUGUAUUUAUGAGCUGUAGUCAUGAGCAAAAGUGUGGAGAGCAACUAUUGUUUUCGCUGAUUUAGCUUUGAAAUGUCAUUAAUAGAUGAUAUAAUACCUGGAUUCACGUUUGUAUCGGCUGCUUCAGCAGAUUAACUAGCCCAUCAUUAAAUACAUCUGUGAAAGGAGAGCAAAUUUGACUCAAAACUGCCAUUUUCCUUUUCUUUUUUGCUGUUGCUUUUGUCAAUUUUGUUAUCCAAAAUUCCUUGCUUCCCCUUUGUGUUCUUGACUUUGUUUCUGUGUUGAACACCCAAUUAUUUUUUCCCAAAGGUCCCCUUUUUGUCUGAGAAAAGCUGUUGAUUUUUCCUGUUUUAGAAUUCAACCCUGUAAAAUGGUAAUAAAGAUAUCUUUGCGCUCUUUA
Molecule: messenger RNA, 10631 nt
Organism: Salvelinus fontinalis (brook trout)
Lineage: Eukaryota; Metazoa; Chordata; Actinopteri; Salmoniformes; Salmonidae
Gene: sec16a
Product: SEC16 homolog A, endoplasmic reticulum export factor
Exons: 31
Coding region: 323-7918 (2531 amino acids)
Biological process (GO): autophagy; COPII vesicle coat assembly; Golgi organization
Cellular component (GO): ER to Golgi transport vesicle membrane; endoplasmic reticulum exit site
Source: RefSeq, a predicted model, not a curated record